This is a messenger RNA of Penicillium crustosum, 579 nucleotides long. RefSeq names its product 3-hydroxyanthranilate 3,4-dioxygenase. NCBI's taxonomy places the organism in Eukaryota, Fungi, Ascomycota, Eurotiomycetes, Eurotiales, Aspergillaceae. Gene Ontology annotation, biological process: 'de novo' NAD+ biosynthetic process from L-tryptophan; quinolinate metabolic process. The transcript has 2 exons. The record is from RefSeq and is a predicted model, not a curated record. Gene Ontology annotation, molecular function: 3-hydroxyanthranilate 3,4-dioxygenase activity; iron ion binding. Gene Ontology annotation, cellular component: cytoplasm. Bases 1 to 579 code for a protein of 192 amino acids.
AUGCUUCUUCCGGCGCUGAACAUCCCCAAAUGGCUUGAAGAAAACUCCCAUCUCCUCCAACCACCAGUCAAUAACUACUGUGUCUACCACCCCUCAACACCAGCCACAGCCGGCUACACAGUGAUGAUAGUGGGCGGGCCCAAUGCCCGAACCGACUUCCACAUCAACACAACCCCAGAGUUCUUCUACCAAUACCGGGGAUCAAUGCUCCUCAAGACAGUCGACAACUCAACCACACCUCCUAGUUUCCAAGAUAUCCCUAUCCAUGAAGGCUCGAUCUUCCUGCUGCCCGCGAAUACCCCACACUGCCCCGUGCGCUUCAAGGAUACUGUUGGUGUUGUGAUGGAGCAGCCGCGGGCUAAGGAUGCAGUCGAUGCUAUGAGAUGGUAUUGCAAGAACUGCAAGGAGAUUGUCUGGGAGAAGAAGUUUGUGUGUGUUGACCUGGGGACACAGGUUAAGGCUGUGGUCGAGGAGUUUGCGGCUGACGAGGAAAAGCGCAAGUGUAAGGCUUGUGGAGAGAUUGCGGCGUCGAAGUACCAGGAUGGGGAAAUCGUGCAGCCGCCGACUUAUCCUGAAUAG